This is a messenger RNA of Gasterosteus aculeatus aculeatus (three-spined stickleback), 11370 nucleotides long. RefSeq names its product nucleosome-remodeling factor subunit BPTF-like. Gene Ontology annotation, molecular function: zinc ion binding; RNA polymerase II cis-regulatory region sequence-specific DNA binding. Gene Ontology annotation, biological process: regulation of transcription by RNA polymerase II. Lineage: Eukaryota; Metazoa; Chordata; Actinopteri; Perciformes; Gasterosteidae. The record is from RefSeq and is a predicted model, not a curated record. Gene Ontology annotation, cellular component: NURF complex.
UUUCACGUGCCGAUCCGCUCGCCGGGACUUUAGUUUGGUGGGGAAACACGCGCUACUUCCGGUACAAGCGGCGCUGUCCCCCGUUAGCUUGACGCAGCUCUGGGGCCUGCUGUGUUUUCAACGGAGGGAGAGCUGAGAAGAAAAAUGGCGUCUGCGGGCGACCCAGAGCGGGACACCGGCCAUUCAGUUUGAGCUUUCCGCCCUGAAAUUGAGACCGGGGCUUGGCGAAGACUCGUCGGGAACCGUCUCCGGACCCGCUGGGCUCCUGCUCCCCCGCGUUUCUCUGGAGUGCGUGGCUUACCCGAGCUCCGAGAUUGAAGCGGAACAGAAAAGACUCUCUCCCACAAUGAGGGGGAGACGAGGAAGGCCGCCCAAACAAGCAGCCGCGAUGCGGGAAGGAUCGCCCGGGCCAGUCCGCGGCUCCAGGGGCAGCAGGAGUAGAGGGACGCGUGGGCGGGGAAGAGGCAGGGGACGCGGCCGGGGAAGGGGCGCAAGCGGCGGCGUUUGCGGCUCCGGCUCCGCGGAAGUGGAUACAGAAAUCUCCGGUCGAGAGAACUUUCAUUCGACCCGGGGCCGCAGGAAAGUUGGAGCCUCAAUCACCACCGCCGCCGCCGCCAACAGCACCACCACCACCACCGCGGCGGUGGCGGCGGCAUCGCGGGGCAGAGGAGGCAGGUCGAGAGGCAGGGGGUCGAGAGGCAGCCGCGGCGGGAGAGGCGGCGUGAGGCGGCCUCAGACCAAAGUGGUCUACGACGACAACAGCGACGAGGAGGACGAUAAUUUAAGCUACAGGUCAGACGACGACGAACUAAUGAACGACAACCCUUCGUCCGAUCUCGAGGAGGAGGAGGCCCUGGGAAACGAAUCGGACUAUCUGGAGGAACUGGCGGAUGAUGAUGAUGCCAGCUACUGCACGGAGAGUAGUUUUAGGAGUCACAGCACGCUCGGUAGCACCCCAGGUAGGAGAAAGAGCCGGGCGUUGCGACCGCAGUCCCCCAUCUUCGAGGCAAAGGACAUUCCCUCCAUGGAGCUUCCCAAGUCCUCUGAGGACCUUCAGGUUCCUACCUCACAGCUCCUCAACGUGUCGGCCGUCUACGAGGUCCUCCGCAACUUCGGCUCGGUGCUGCGGCUCUCGCCGUUCCGCUUCGAGGACUUCUGUGCGGCGGUGGCCAGCCAGGAGCAGUGCACGCUGUUGGCAGAGACCCACAUCUCCUUGCUCAAAGCUAUUCUCAGAGAGGAGGACACCUCUAACACCACGUUCGGCCCCACAGACGUGAAGGACUCCGUGAACUCCACUUUGUAUUUCGUGGACGGUAUGACCUGGCCGGAGGUGGUGCGGGCGUACUGCGAGAGCGACCCGGAGUACCGUCACAUUCUGCCUCUGCAGGAGUGCGAGGAUUACCCGUUCGAACCGCUCGAAAGCAAAAUCAAAGUUCUCCAGUUUUUGGUGGACCAGUUCCUGGCGACCAACAUCGCCCGCGAGGAGCUAAUGUCGGAAGGCGUGGUCGCCUACGACGACCACUGCAGGGUAUGCCACCGCCUCGGCGACCUGCUGUGCUGUGAGACGUGCUCAGCUGUUUACCAUCUGGAGUGUGUGAAGCCGCCUCUGCAGGAAGUGCCGGAGGACGAGUGGCAGUGUGAGGUGUGUGUGGCCCACAAGGUACCCGGCGUGGCCGACUGCAUCCCGGAAGCGCAGAGGAGCAAACCGUUCAUUCGGCAGCUGCCAGUCGGCUUUGAUCGACACCAGCGCAAAUACUGGUUCCUUAACCGCCGCAUCGUUGUCGAGGAGGAUGGCGAGCAGGAGGACAAAGCCAUCUGGUACUACAGCACCAAGGUCCAGCUGGCCGAGCUCAUCGACUGCUUGGAUAAGGAGUACUGGGAGGGCGACCUGUACGCGGCGCUCGAGGAGAUCAGGGACGAGGUGCAUGCGCACAUGGACAUCACCGAGGACCUGACCAACAAGGCCCGCGGCAGCAACAAGUGUUUCCUCACCGCCGCUAACGAGGAGAUCCUGGAUCGGCUGCGGGCUAAGAAGGAGGAGGAGCUGGAGGAGGUGAAGAGACGGGCUGCCGAGGAGGCGCUGAAAGCGCGGAUGGAGAAGGAGAAGGAAGACGAAGAGGCCAGGAUGAGGGACGGGGGACAACAGGAGGACCAGGGCAAAGAUGUGACAGGAGAUGGGAAGACUCAAGAAGAGGCCACUGAGGAGAAGCAGGAUGGUGGAGUUGUUGAAGCUGCACACACUGGCCACGGUGGCAGUAGUGGCAGUAGCAUCUCAGACGGACCUACACUUACGGCAGGCUCCCCUCCGCUCCCCACCGCCGCGAGCUCCGGCCGGGCCUCGGAGUCCCCGAAGACCUCGGCCGCCGCAGAAGCGGUUCUGAUAGCGGGAUGUUCCCAUGUGAAGGUCUCUAACAACAGCGAAGAAAACCCAUCGUCCGAUUCUGUCGCGGGCAGUGGAGAUGGCACCCAGAGCCUGAGCCGGCCAGCCCAGAGCAGCGAGGAGAACAGUGACGGCAGCGCGGCACCCCGGCCUGCUCCCCAAGGACCUGAACCUCCAGACCUCGCCGACAAAUCCUCCCAGUCAUCCAUGGCCAGCCUCGAUGACACAGGAGAUGGCAAGGACUCCGCUAACGGCGAGGCGGGUCUCGGCUGCAGGAAGUCUGCUGCCACUCGCAUGGUGACCCGGCUCAGGAACCCGGACAGUAAGCUCAGCCAGAUGAAGAACCAACAGGUGGCCAACAAGGGUUUCAAAGAGAUACUAGUAGUAAAUGCACACGGUGACGUCACCCGUGUGACCACACGGGGCAAAGAGAUGAUCAAGGGGACUCUCAGCCAAUACUUCAAACUCGGCCAGGAGGGAAAAUACCGCGUCUAUCAUAACCAGUACAGUUCCAAUACUGUGGCCCUCAACAAACACCAGCACAGAGAGGACCACGACAAGAGGCGGCAUCUCUCCCACAAGUUCUGCAUGACACCCGCAGGAGAGUUUAAGUGGAAUGGGUCUAUCUAUGGCUCCAAGCUGCUGACCAUCUCCACACUGAGAAUCACCAUCAUCCAGCUGGAGAACAACGUUCCUUCGCCAUUCAUGCACCCUAACUGGGCCUCACACAGGACCAAUUGGAUCAAAGCUGUUCAGAUGUGCAGUAAAGCCAGAGAGUUUGCGCUGGCUCUGGCCAUCCUGGAGUGUGCCAUCAAACCUGUGGCCAUGCUGCCUCUCUGGAAGGACUCACUGGGCCACACCAGGUUAAAUCGCAUGACUUCCAUGGAACGUGAAGAGAAGGAGAAAGUGAAGAAGCGGGAGAAGAAGCUGGAGGAUGAGGAGACAAUGCAACAGGCCACCUGGGUCAAGUACACCUUUCCAAUCAAGCAUCAGGUGUGGAAGCAGAAGGGAGAGGAGUAUCGCGUUACAGGCUACGGCGGCUGGAGUUGGAUCAGUAAGACUUACAUGCAGCGGUUUGUCCCCCGGCUGCCCGGCAACACCAACGCUAACUACCGCAAAGAACUGGAAGAUGCCAAACUUGGCAAGAAAUGUACCCUGUUGGAUUUGAGUCGACAUCUCGGUGUGGCUGCAUCAGGAGCUCAGCAAGCUGCCGUCUCAAGCGGCGAGGCAAAAGAUCAAGACCUCUCCAAGUCUGCACCAGAUCCUCCGAUGACUGUUGAAGAGUCUAAAGAGGAGAUGGAAGAGGAAAAGAAACACGGGGUGGAUGAAAAGGAGAAGUCUGAGGAAUUGUCGGCCGACGGAUCGCCUGCAGAGAUGGAGGUGGACCCCACUGACGCGCCAAUAGAGGAAAUGCAAAGGCCGAGUCUUCAGCAAGAAAAGGCCUCCGUGAAGGAGGAGCCCACGGAGAGCCCUACACGACCCUUUAACUACGAUGUAGUGGAUGUCAGCAAAGGCUUCCUCACCCGCGUUGCCUACAAGAAGAAGAAGUCCUCCAAGCUGGACGUCCUGCUGGAGCGACGAGUGAAGCAGCACAUUAUUGAGGAGAGGCAGAGGCAGCAGGUGCCUGCCCCCAAAUGUCAGAUCCCCACACCAGUUUCGUCCUUUUUAAACCCUGCUGCGAGCACUCCUGUCCGGCCGCGGGCCCCACUCAAGCCCGAAACUCUUGCCCAGACACAGCUGGCGCUGGGCAAAGCUGUGAAAGUGGAGGAGAAAUCUUCCACACAAACUCCAUCGGCAGGAAAACUCGGAGGAGGUGAAGUCAAAGGGGAGAGUGAGGCUGAACUCUCUAAAACUACGGAGGAGACUUCCUCUCCGCUUCCUCCUCCUCCUCCGGUUCCAGACUCCACUCACAAAGACAGUUGCAGCACGGGGACACAAAACCAAACUGCCUCCGUACCUCAGGUACUGGAGGCAGACUUGGUGGAAAGGACUAUGGGGCCAAAAGAAACUGAUCAGAGCAAAAGAGACUGUUCAGGGCAAGAGGGCGUCACAUUGCCUGAUGUACAUGAAGCGUCGGAGGGGGGGAUUUAUAGCUCUUUAGAGCAACAAACAGCCAGCGUAUCAUCAAAUGUUACCACGGCUGCACAUGUUGAAAACACAGGGUCUGAGGUACCCGACUUGAAAUCCGCCUCUCUAAGAACAUCAUGUCUGCUUAACCAGAUAAGCAGUCAAAACACAUCUCCUUCUAAAGGUAUCCAGCAAAACCCAGAAAAUGUAAGUUCAUUGCAUCCAUGCACAGAGGAGAAUGGCACGGGGCAACAGGAGAACCGAGAAACUGUACACGGUGCUGGACCGGGUAGACCCGAAGGCAACAGCGCUCCUAAGCCGGUUUCUGCUCUCCCUCAGGUCAACGGUAACGAUGGCUUGGCCAGUGAACGCAUGUUGAGGGAUUCUGUGAUGAGCUCAAAUAACGGUGUACUUAGUCCACCGCCGCUGCUGAACAGCAUCGGUAAAAUCGAAGAACGAGGGCUACUCGUCGAGGACGGUGUGCAGCUGAAGCCAUUAGUGAACGGAGAUUUGGCCCCUCUCAAUGAUUACGCUGAGGCCGGGGACAAGGAACCGAGCCCAGCCGCUAAGGUAGAGAGCAAGACAAUGAUGUCAGACCAGGAUUACAAACCCCCACUGAAGGUGGCGAGGCUGGAGCACAACGUAGAAGCCAUUGAAGCUAAUAGUCAAAGCACUCAGCACAGCAGCGCUGAGACGAAACCCACUCCUGUGCUCAAGAUCAUCAGAAUGUCCCCGUCUCCCAUACCCUCAGCGGAAGACUCCAGUCUGAGCGACGACUUCGCUGAGGAGAACAACAACACCGGGGCGACAGAACCGGCGAAGGCCGUCAUCACCCAGGUAACCACCACCACCUCCACAACCACCACAACCGUAGUUUGCACGCAGAUGAAGGUGGCCGGAGUGCCGUCGAGCGCCUCCGGAGUGGUUACCGAGCCCGUGGCGUCGCUGACGGAGAGCAGCGCGGUGUCCACCCUUACCACCAUGACCAAAACGACUGUGACCAAAGUCUGUUCCCCCGGGCCCGACGGCCAGUCAGAGGACGGCCAGGGUGAGGUGGUGGCGCAGGAAGAGAAGGCGGCGCUCUCGGCCUGCGUCAGUAAGUCCACCAGGGACUUCAGGGGUAAGACCUCAUCAGUGUCCGUCACCGUGAGCCUCGAGGACUCGUCGUCGACCACGGGCCGCGUCCGCCUCCUCAAGUUCUCCCGCACCAAGAAGACCCGCUCGGACACCGCGCUUCCUUCGUAUCGCAAGUUCGUCACAAAGAGCAACCGCAAGAGCAUUUUUGUUCUGCCGCACGACGACCUGAAGGUGCUGGCGAGGAGAGGCGGGUUCCGCGAGGUGUCCAUCUUCAGCUACAACUCGAAGCCAGCGCUGGACAUCUGGCCAUAUCCUUCACCGAGGCCCACGUUUGGCAUCACCUGGAGGUAUCGCCUGCAAACGGUCAAGUCUUUGGCUGGUGUGAGCCUGAUGCUGAGGCUCCUGUGGGCUUGUCUGAGAUGGGACGACAUGGCCGUCAAACCAUCCGCAGCUGUCGGCACCAUACGGACAGAGACUUCGGACACUGAAAUCACCACCACGGAGAUCAUCAAGCGUCGCGACGUGGGAUUCCACGGCAUUCGCUCGGAGUACUGCAUCCGCAAAAUCAUCUGUCCCUUGGGACUGCCUGAGACUCCCAAAGAAACCCACACCCCCCAGAGGAAGGGGCUGCGCUCCAGUGCCCUGCGCCCCAAGAAGCCUGAGCCGGCAAAGCAGACGGGCCCAGUGGUGAUUGAGACCUGGGUGGCUGAGGAGGAGCUCGACCUCUGGGAGAUCAGAGCCUUCUCAGAAAGGGUGGAAAAAGAGAAAGCUCAGGCAGCAGAGCAGGCCAAGAAACGUCUGGACCAGAAAAUGGGGACAGUCACAGCAACGCCAACAGGGACUCCCGCGACGCCCAUCAUCACGCCCAAAGUCAUCGUGGGCUCACUGUCAGGCCACGGCACCCCCAGUACCAAAGUGGUACUGUCCACCAAGAUGGGCACCCCCGUCACAUUCCAGCAGAACAAAAACUUCCAGCAGUCGUUUGCCACCUGGGUCAAGCAGGGUCAAAGUACGCAAGGAGCGGAGACCAACGUGGCCACGUCUGGUGGACACACCUUCCAGAUCACGGGGACCUCAGUGGGUGGGAAGGUAGUGACCACCAAGCUGCCGCUGCCCGCCAACAGCAAGAUCGUCACAGUCAACGUGCCGACUUCGCAAGGAGGUGUGGUGCAGCAGAAGGUGUUGGGUAUCAUCCCCUCAAGCACGGCAGGUGGUGCCCAGACCUACACCACAUUCCAGCCCCGCACCACCACACUCAACAUCAGGCCCAAUACUCCCGGCUCGCAGCAGCAGGUUCUGGGUGCCGGUGGUCAGAUCCGCCCAGGAAUGACCGUGAUCCGAACACCGAUGCAGCAGACGGGACCAAUGGGGAAGACGAUACUCCGCUCACCGCUCGUGGUCCAGCAAGGUCAGGGCGGACAACAGGUGGUGACGCAGAUCAUUCGCGGCCAGGCAGUUUCCACAGCGUUGUCUGGUGCCAGCCCCGUCGCCACGGUCACAGGCCAGGGGGCGACCAACGCCACCCUAUCGGGACAAGCAGCCGGCCAAACACCCCCCGGGACGCCGCGGGCACAGGGGCAAGGCCAGGUGAAGCUCACGCUGGCGCAGCUCACCCAGCUAACACAGAAGCAGCAGGCCGGCUCAGGUGUGGAUCGGCAGGCUGGUGUCGGGGGAACCCAACCGGCUCUGACGGUGAUGGUUCAGGGCCAGGGCCAGACCACCGGUCAGCUGCAGGUCAUACCUCACGGGGUCACCGUCAUCCCAGGACCCGGUCAGCAGCUCAUGCAGGCCGCGCUGCCUAACGGCCAGAUGCAGCGCUUCCUCUUCACCCCAUUGGCCUCCGCUGCUGCACCCACAUCAAGCACAGCCAGCACAGUACCCAGCUCCACCUCCACCAAAACCCCGGCACAACCCGCUCAGCAGGCUGCUGCCCCAGUCCAGGCAGGGGCAACCCCCUUGGCCACCACCAGCACCCCUUCGUCGGCCACCCCGCAGGGCCAGCUGCCCCCUCAGACGCAGGCCCACAUGCCCAUCCAGUCUCCCACCUCGCUGCAGGUGAAAACGCAAGGCGGAGCCGCCCAGCUGCAGCUGCAGCAGACACCUCAGAUCCUCGGCAUGUCUGGACUGCAGCAGCAGGUCCAGGUGUUGGCGCAGCUGCAGGCUCAGCAGGGUGGAGGCUCUGUUCCACAGCACAUCAAACUGCAGCUUCCUAUUCAGAUACAACAGACCGGGACCACCUCAGCUCAGGGAGGACAGAUUGGGAACGUGGUGACCAUCCAGGCAGCUUCUGUGCAGGAACAGCUUCAAAGGAUCCAGCAGCUCAGAGAACAGCAGCAGCAGAAGAAGAAACAAGCCGCCGAGGCCAAGCGAGAGCAAGCCUUAAACGCAGCCAGCCAGAGCGACAUCAUUCAGAAACAGGUGGUCAUGAAACAAAACGCUGCGAUCGAGCAUCUGAAGCAGAAGAAAACCAUGACGCCUGUAGAGCGAGAGGAGAACCAAAGGAUGAUCGUAUGCAACCAGGUGAUGAAGUACAUCCUGGACCGGAUAGACAAGGAUGAGAGGCAGGCCACCAAGAGGAAGAAGAAGGAAGAGGGGAUGGAGGCAAAGAGAAGGUUGGCCAACGCCAGCAAGCUCUCGUCGCUCCUUUACCGACACAAAGAAAGUCUCAAGAUGGAGAUCCUCAAGAAGCGGGCGCUUCUCGACAAGGAGCUGCAGCUCGAAGCCCAGGAAGAGCUAAAGAAGGACCUGUUGCGGAUGCGGAAGGAGAAGGAGAGGGCUCAGGCCGCCGCCCAACAGGCAGCUCAAGCAGCCGCCACCACCGCCGCCGCCCACAACCAGCAGCAACAUACCCCGGCACACAAGCACGGCAUCCCCCCUCCACACCACCUCAGCCCGAGCGCCGCCUCCUCACACAAGAGGAAACGGGAGGAGGAGCGGGAGACUGCUACGUCAGCCAAGUCCAAGAAGAAAAAGAUGAUCUCGACAACGAACGCCAAGGAGAGCAAAAAAGAAAUCAAGCUCUACUGCGUCUGCAAGACACCCUACGACGAGACUAAGUUCUACAUUGGCUGCGACCUGUGUACAAACUGGUAUCACGGAGACUGUGUGGGUAUUACAGAGAAGGAGGCCAAGAAGAUGGAUGACUACAUCUGUGUGGAAUGCAAACGGGGCCAACAGGUCAGCACGGAGGAGCUGUACUGCAUCUGUCAGACGCCGUACGAUGAGUCUCAGUUCUACAUCGGCUGUGACCGCUGUCAGAACUGGUACCACGGCCGCUGUGUGGGCAUUCUGCAGAGCGAGGCCAACCACAUCGACCAGUACGUGUGUCCACAGUGUCAGUCGACGGAGGACGCCAUGACGGUCUUCACGCCGCUCACUGACAAGGACUACGAGGGCCUGCGGAGAAUCCUGCGGUCCUUACAGGCGCAUAAAAUGGCAUGGCCGUUCCUGGAGCCGGUGGACACAAACGACGCCCCGGACUACUACAGAGUCAUCAAGGAACCAAUGGACCUUUCCACCAUGGAGGAAAGGCUACAGAAGCGCGAGUACAUCAAGCUGACAGAGUUUGUAGCCGACAUGACCAAAAUCUUUGACAACUGCCGCUACUACAACCCCAGUGACUCGCCCUUCUACCAGUGUGCCGAGGUUCUGGAGACCUUCUUUGUCCAGAAGCUCAAAGGGUUCAAAGCCAGCAGGUCUCAUAACAACAAACUACAAUCAGCCGCCUCUUAGCUCUUCCCCUAAAAUACGAGUGUACAAAAAAAAAAACAAGCCUUGAGGUUUCCUCUGAAUGAAUUCGCGCUGUGGUCCGAGUCGGGCUGCGAACCCCUCCGAGCCCUCUCUGCAGGAGAGCACUGCUCCGUGCUGGAAACUAACCCGCUCUGGUGGCAAAGCGCCCGACGUCCAACCCCUCUGCAGAGCCGAGGUGCGAGAGAGAAAAGCCCCUUUUCAUCCAAAGUGUCACUGGGACGGAACGGCAGAGAAGUCAGACCGGGGAGAAGUCAGACCGGAAUUCCCCCCCCCCCCCCAGCGCCUCCCAUUCCCGAGAAGAACGAUCCAGAUGGGAAACGCCGGCUGAGUCGAUGGGUUGUAAGUGAGUUGUUACAUCUGUAGCUGAUUUUCUGUGUCCCAUCGAGCAAAGUGUCAGCUUUGAGGUGCAAACUUCACUUCAUCUUUUCCCAUUUUGAUGUCCCAAACAUCCAAUCGAAGCCUAGUCCCUGCCUCACAUGGGGAUGUUCAUGAGGUCAAAAAUAAAAAUGUCCUCUGUGUGCGUCGUGUGGCGAAAAGGCAGGCGUCACACGCAUGUACGCGACCGUAGAGUUGCUUCAUCUCCCAUUUACUGACUACGCCUGAAAGCAGCGUUUUAUCGCUGCUGUACGAACAAAUGUUGGUCUUCGUUCCCCACAAGAGGAAAAAGUGAAAAAGUGACCCCCCCCCCCCCCCGUUGACGCAAAUCAGAUUUCAGAUCCUCCUUGUUCAGUGUCUUCCCCUCCGUGUUUCAUACCAAACUCCAUCUCAUCCAGAAUGAACGAGCCUCGUAGAGUCAAAUUCAGUGGCUCAUUUCACUGUUCGUGCCCUGAUGCUGAGAUUCUCCAUUUUUAAUAGAAGCUAGAUUUCUGUGAGAAUAGGGGAAAGAAAUUGAAUAAUCAAGAGGUGGCUUAAAGCACGGCUGUAGACGUCGCUCACUGCAGUGAUUCAAGGGGUUGGAUGUUGAUGGAAGGAAACACCCCAGGACAGGCCGUCCUUCCCACCACAUCCUGCCGGCAUUCUCACCAUUUUACCACUUUUGUGUUUUUCUGAAACGAGGUAAAUGUUGACGAGCUUUGUUUCUCCUUUAAGUUUGAAUAUUAGCCCUCCAUUCUCUCACACACACACACACACACAUACACACACAGUCUGUUCAUAAGCUCUGAUUCUGCCUCUCUCCUCUUAUCUGUCAGACACUUCUUCCAACACAUCUCCUUGAAGUUGACAGGUUGGCUCGCAUGUGUCUCUCAACUCGCCCUCAAAGCAGGUUUAAGUAAUUGGAUAAUGGACUUUUCCACUCAGCAUCAACUCAGUUAUGUUGCGGUCUGCGUUUGAGUGCCGACUGGCGAGUCUUUGUACCAUGGGGUUUGUAUGAACAUUUUAUAUAGCGGCAUUUUUAUCAUAUUUGGGAAACCUUUUGUAAUCUGAUUAUCAGUUUUGUAGGCGGGGGAGCAGUCAUAAGACACCGUUGACGAGAACCGUUUAAAAUGAGGCAAAUGUUUUUGUUUGAAUCAGGUUUUUUAUGUGUAUUCGCAGAGUUGAGAGAUGAUGUUGCUGCCGUCUUCUUUAUCGUCUUCUGGGUCUUUCACACAAAUGUCUGUUACUUUGUAAUCUGAUGAAGAUGUGUUUCGUCCACUUUCUUUAAUCUCUAUUGUAUAUUAUUGGCUGUCCAAAUAUGUUGAAAUGAAAGAAUUUCUCGAGCAGUAGAAAAUUUUAUUUUUCGGUCUUUGAACCAGAAACUAAACCCGUCUGUAUAUUCUGUGUACUUUUUCUCGUUAAUUGAACUGAAAUUGCCCUUUAUAUCUAAACUGCUGCAUAUUGUGAGCAUACAGGUAUCUAAUGGGGUAGAGUGACACUUAACUCUUGUAAAGAGGUUUCCUUUUUUUUUUUUUGUAAGAUACCAACCAGUUCCACAUAAGUUCUAUAUUGACAUUGCAUUUCUUGUAUUAUUUAUUCAUAUCAAUGAAACGUGUUCAGUUUGAGGAAACAUAACCGCGGAUAAAGAAUACUGUUUUUAACUGUUGCAACUCUGAAGAGAUUCUCUUUUGUACUUGAUAGGACAUUUCAUCCUAGAUAAUAAAGUAAUGUUUUUGACACCA